Lasiosphaeria miniovina is the source of this 970-nucleotide messenger RNA. RefSeq names its product vesicle transport V-SNARE protein vti1. Gene Ontology annotation, molecular function: SNARE binding; SNAP receptor activity. NCBI's taxonomy places the organism in Eukaryota, Fungi, Ascomycota, Sordariomycetes, Sordariales, Lasiosphaeriaceae. Gene Ontology annotation, biological process: Golgi to vacuole transport; intra-Golgi vesicle-mediated transport; intracellular protein transport. Gene Ontology annotation, cellular component: ER to Golgi transport vesicle membrane; SNARE complex; late endosome membrane. The record is from RefSeq and is a predicted model, not a curated record. The transcript is spliced from 4 exons. The coding region runs from base 81 to 785 and encodes 234 amino acids.
AACAGAGCCCAUAUACGCGGGCGCCAACCAGCUACCCAAGAAGCGAAGAGGCGAAGACAAAGACGAAAAGCCGAGCAAAGAUGGCGCACAACCCUCUCGACACGGAGGCGGGCACGGAGCUGUUCAGCAGCUACGAGGCUGAGUUUAAGCUAGUGCAGGCGGACCUGACGCAGAAGCUGGACUCGAUCCCCGAGCUGUCGGGGGAGCCGCGCAAGGCGGCGCUGUCCCUCGCGGAGCGGGCGCUCGAGGAGGCGGGCGAGCUGCUGGACCAGAUGCGGCUCGAGAAGCAGAACAUCCCGUCGAGCACGCGCACGCGCGUCAACCAGCGGCUGCGCAACUACGACGCCGACGUCGACGGCUACAAGCGCAAGCUGCGCACGCUGGCCGACGACCGCGCGGCGCUGUUCGGCGCCGGCCGCUACAGCGACAACCCCGGCGACUCGCAGUUAGGUGGUGCCGGCGACGUCCAGCUCGAGCAGCGCCAGCAGCUGCUGAGCGGCACCGACCGCCUCGAUCGCAGCACCCAGCGCCUGCGCGCCAGCCAAGCCCUCGCCAACGAGACUGAGGCCAUCGGCGCCAACACGCUAGCCGACCUGCACCGCCAGCGCGAGACCAUCCAGCACACGACUGAUGUCCUGCUCGAGAGUGAAGGCUAUGUGGACCGAAGCGUCAAGACACUCCGAGGGAUGGCCCGUAGGAUGGCUACAAAUCGGGUAAUCACCAUCGCCAUCAUCACGAUCCUGGUGCUGCUCAUUUUCGCCGUCAUUUUCAGCAAGUUCAGAUGAUUCCUCCCCUGGCUUUUCUUUUCCCACUCAAAUUCUUUCAUGACAGCGUCAGUCAGUCGAAACGCUGGGAGCCAGGCGGUUUCCCGGGGUGUUUUUAAAUGGCGUUUUUUAAGGGCGUGUUGGCUUUUGUUGGUAGUAAUUACUUAGACCACGAAUAGACAGCUCGUGAUUCUCCUAAGGUCCAG